This is a messenger RNA of Tuber melanosporum (Perigord truffle), 1359 nucleotides long. RefSeq lists its product as uncharacterized. Gene Ontology annotation, molecular function: carbohydrate:proton symporter activity. The coding region runs from base 1 to 1359 and encodes 452 amino acids. Lineage: Eukaryota; Fungi; Ascomycota; Pezizomycetes; Pezizales; Tuberaceae. Gene Ontology annotation, biological process: transmembrane transport; carbohydrate transport. Gene Ontology annotation, cellular component: membrane. The record is from RefSeq and is a predicted model, not a curated record. The transcript is spliced from 2 exons.
AUGCUUGGCGGUUCCUUCUGUGGCGCUCUCGUUUCCGGUUUUCUUUCCGACAGGAUGGGUCGCAAGUACAGUAUCCAGGUUGGAGCCCUGGUCUGGUGUCUGGGCUCCGUCUCUAUCGGUGUCGCGAAAAGUAUCCCCUUCCUUGUUCUGGGUCGUUUCAUCAACGGCUUCGCGGUCAGGAUCUGCUCAGCCCAAGUCCCCGUUUAUAUCUCCGAGAUUGCUCGUGCCAACUUGCGUGGCCGUCUUGUUGGUUGCCAGCAAUGGGCUAUCACCUGGGGUAUCAUGAUUAUGUUCUACAUUUCGUUCGGGUGUUCUCAUAUGAAGGGAACUGUUUCCUUCAGAGUCCCAUGGGGAUUACAGGCUGUUCCAGGUGUUAUCCUAUUCAUUGGGCUGUUAUUCCUGCCGAGAUCGCCUAGAUGGCUUGCGAGGAAGGACCGCUGGGAAGAGGCUGAGAACACCUUGGCUUUACUGCACGGAAAUGGGGAUGUUAACGACCCAUACGUAAAGCAAGAGAUGGAGGACAUCAGGGCUAUGGUCGAGUUUGAAAGGCGGAAUACCGAUGCCACAUUCUUCGAAUUGUUCAAGCCCCGUGUCAUCAACCGCACCCAUAUCGGCAUCUUUACGCAAAUCUGGUCCCAGCUGACUGGAAUGAAUGUCAUGAUGUAUUACAUUACCUACGUCUUUGCGAUGGCCGGGCUGAGUGGAAACAACCUUCUCCUCUCCUCCUCUAUCCAGUAUGUCAUUAACGUAUUAAUGACCGUCCCUGCUCUCCUCUGGAUGGACCGCUGGGGCCGUCGUAAAACACUACUUAUCGGUUCAAGUCUCAUGAUGACCUGGCUCUUCGCCAAUGGCACUCUCAUGGCAUCCUAUGACCAUCCUGCCCCAGAAGGUGGAGUCGGCGGUAUCAAAGCAGUGUCCUGGGAAGUUGGCGGGCCCCCAUCCAAAGCGAUCAUCGCGUGUAGUUAUCUAUUCGUUGCGUCUUUCGCUAUCACAUGGGGCCCUACCUCCUGGACCUACCCUCCAGAACUCUUCCCUCUCCGCAUUCGCGGAAAGGCUGUGGCCCUUUGCACAUCUGCUAAUUGGAUUUUUAACUUUGCUUUGGGUUACUUCGUCCCGCCGGCCUUCGAGCACAUCAGAUGGAAGGUGUAUAUCCUGUUCGGGCUAUUCUGCGCGAUGAUGACUGUCCAUGUAUUUUUCUGCUUCCCUGAAACGGCUGGGAAGGGCUUGGAGGAAAUUGAGUCGAUGUUCCAAGAGGGGCUCCCUGCCUGGAAAACACGUGUUGCUAUGGAGCCUACCCCUGCGAGGCUGCAUGGGCUUGACAACCCCGAAAAACCGCCAUAUGAGCAAGAGGGAGUGUGA